This is a messenger RNA of Racocetra persica, 162 nucleotides long. NCBI's taxonomy places the organism in Eukaryota, Fungi, Glomeromycota, Glomeromycetes, Diversisporales, Gigasporaceae. The record is from the annotation of a GenBank genome assembly.
AUGUUUGAUAGAGGUGUAAAAUAUUGUACUGGUCGUUGUUUGGUGUCGAAACGUGACAAUAUCCCAAACAAAAAUCCAUAUUGUCCUCAUAUGGUGGUUCGCAUGAAGAACCGUACUAACGAAGAAACUAUCUCAAGGGUCAAUAAAAGUGACUGUUUCGAA